Molecule: messenger RNA, 453 nt
Organism: Dibothriocephalus latus
Lineage: Eukaryota; Metazoa; Platyhelminthes; Cestoda; Diphyllobothriidea; Diphyllobothriidae
Source: the annotation of a GenBank genome assembly
AUGUCGGUCCUGGGUGGUGCUGUUCUUGCUAGUUUAAACGUUUCAGCCGCCGACCCCAAAGAACCUGAUGUUGAGCCAAGCUCACUUGAACGCGAAUUGCAAACCUUUGAUGCUCUCAACUCAUGGGGCUUAUACUAUGAGCAAAUUCAAAACGCUUCCUUCCUGAGAACAGAUAGUUUAAAAACCUCAGCUGCACGUUUGGCUGAAAAUCGCCUUAAAAAUAGAUACAGGGAUAUCUGUCCUUAUGAUGAAACGCGAGUUGUUCUCCGUCAAUGUUCUAGUGGCGAUUAUAUUAACGCGAGUUAUGUGCAUAUUGACGAAGUUCCCUCCAGGCGGUAUAUUCUCACCCAAGGUCCUCUGCAACUCACUACUCAGCAUUUUUGGCAAAUGGUCUGGGAACAGCAUUGUCCAGCUAUUAUUAUGCUCAACCGUAUUCUCGAGAAGGGCACAAUU